AUGCAUCCCGCCGCACUUCUCCUCCUCUUGCCGGGGCUUGUCGCGGGCUUCACCAUUCCCGCCGACCAGCCCGACGGCGUCUAUAUCGUCAACUUCAGCAACGACGGCGAGGCCAUCCACACGCUUAUCGGCCCGCCCCUGAACCAGACCGAGGUUGCUCAGCUGGCGGCCCGCGCAGCAGCUCCCCGCAAGCCCAUGACGCCCUCGCGCAUCCACGUCCCGCGAGCCCCAGGCAUCGGCUGCGGCAACUACGAUCUCGACCACGGCUCGACCGACGCGGCUGUGGAGGCGCUGAAGUUCCAGUGCCAGCCCGGCGCCAUCAACCGGGGCAUGGACUUCUACUCGAUCGCCGGGAGCACCGUCGCGUACAUCUGCAACUACGGCAGUAACGCCUGGGCCUGCCAGCGGAGCGACAUCACCAACGACCUCCAACUGAUCACGAACGUCUGCGGCUGGUACAGGGCCGGGUGGCGCGAGUACUGGCGCGACGGCAACACGGGCGCCCAGACCGGCUACGAGAACAGGGACGCCAACUUCUGCGGCCGUGGCAUUGAUGGAUAG
This is a messenger RNA of Chaetomium strumarium, 561 nucleotides long. RefSeq lists its product as uncharacterized. The transcript has a single exon. Bases 1 to 561 code for a protein of 186 amino acids. NCBI's taxonomy places the organism in Eukaryota, Fungi, Ascomycota, Sordariomycetes, Sordariales, Chaetomiaceae. The record is from RefSeq and is a predicted model, not a curated record.